ACAUGUGGUGGCCGAUGAAGGAGAAGCAAUCUGAUAUUGUGUUGAUAGAUGAUCAUGAUGAAGUAUAUAGAAGAUAGCUCAGUAGCACAAAUGGACAUUCAUUGUAUUCCGACAACACCGACUGCAUUGAAGGACAAACCUCCAUCAUGACCUCCAAACCCCGUGUUGUCAUCAUCGGCGCUGGCAUCGUCGGCACCAAUGUCGCUGACGAGCUUGUCUCGCGCGGCUGGUCCGACAUCACCAUUGUCGAGCAAGGCCCUCUAGACAUGCCCGGCGGCUCUACAUCCCAUGCCCCGGGUCUGGUAUUCCAGACAAACCCCUCAAAGACAAUGACCCUAUUUGCCCGCUACACCGUGGAGAAGCUCCUAUCUCUGAAAAGUGGCGGGCAAAGUUGCUUCAACCAAGUUGGAGGUCUCGAAGUCGCCACAACGCCAGAAAGACUCGAGGAACUCAAGCGGAAGCAAGGCUAUGCCCAUUCAUAUGGAAUCGACGCGAGAAUAAUCAGUGCGGAGGAGUGCUUGAGUCUUUACCCUGCUUUAACCACCAAUGGGUUAAUUAUCGGUGGUCUACACAUCCCCAGUGAUGGCCUUGCGCUAGCCGCUCGCGCAGUCCAGGUACUCAUCAAGCGUACGAAAGAUGCCGGUGUCCGCUACCUUGAAUUGACUCCUGUCACCGGAAUUGAAAAGGUGAAUAACCGCGUCACUGGAGUCGUGACACCAAGCGGUACUAUUCCCGCCGAUAUCGUCAUCUCCUGUGCCGGCUUCUGGGGAGUCGAGGUCGGUGCCAUGGUUGGCGUGCCCAUCCCCUUAUUGCCAAUGGCACACCAAUACGUCAAGACCACGCCCAUAACUCCCGAAACCCCUCCCAGUGAGCAAACAAAUGGUGAACCCUUGACAAAUGGGAACUUGACGAAUGGUCACACAACGAACGGAGAUGCUCCGGUCGAUCCGAACGCAGCGACGUUGCCAAUCUUAAGAUAUCAGGAUCAAGACCUGUAUUACCGUGAGCACGGCACACAAUAUGGUAUCGGCUACUACGGCCACCGUCCUAUGCCGGUCGUCGCAGCCUCGCUAGGCGCAACCCCUAGCAAAGUAGACGAAAAGAACAUGCCAUCCCGUCUCGAAUUCAGCACAGAGGACUUCGCACCAGCUUGGAAGCUAUCCCAAGAGAUCUUGCCCGCUUUGCAAAAAUGCGAGAUCGCCGACGGCUUCGACGGUAUCUUCUCAUUCACACCCGACGGCGGACCACUCGUCGGCCAGGCGCCUAACGUCGACGGAUUCUAUGUCGCAGAGGCCGUAUGGGUGACACAUUCAGCAGGUGUAGCCCGUGCCCUAGCCGAGGUGCUCACAGAGGGCAAGUCCAAGAUUGACUUGGGAGAGUGCGAGCUGGCACGCUUCGAAGAUGUCCAGCUCACCCCUGAUUUCGUUAGCGAGACAUCACAGCAAAACUUUGUAGAGAUUUACGACAUCCUUCACCCCUUGCAACCGCGCGACUCCCCUCGCUGCAUGCGGGUUAGCCCCUUUUACAUGCGUCAGCGCGAGCUCGGCGCUUACUUCCUUGAAGGCGGCGGUUGGGAGCGCCCGUUCUGGUACGAGGAGAACGCGAAGCUCCUUAAUGACUUGCCUCCUGAGUGGCAACCUGUCGAGCGAGAUGCCUGGUCUGCGAAGUAUUAUUCACCCAUCGCAGCUGCUGAGGCUUGGAAGACACGCACAGCCGUGGCCAUGUACGAUAUGACGCCGCUUCGGCGCCUUGAGAUCACCGGUCCGGGCGCUGUCGAUCUGCUCAUGCGGUUGACCACAGGUACCGUCGCUAGGAAGCCGGGUGCUGUUACUUACACGUUGCUCCUGGACGACCAAGGUGGUGUCCGCAGUGACAUAACAGUCGCCAGAAUCGCCGAGGAAAUAUACCAGGUUGGUGUGAACGGACCUGUCGAUACUGCAUACUUCACUCGAGAGGCUCGCCUCCAAACUAAGCGAACCCCUGAAAGAGGUGUGCAUGUCCGCGACAUAACAGGUGGCACAUGCUGUAUCGGUCUCUGGGGCCCUCUCGCAAGGGAAGUCAUCACCGCAGUGACCGCUGACGACUUUUCCAACAAGGGACUCACGUACUUCCGCUGCAAGUAUGCCAGUAUAGCCGGCAUCCCAGUCCGAGCUCUGAGAUUGUCAUACGUCGGAGAGCUAGGUUGGGAACUCUACACGAGCGCCGACAAUGGCCAACGCCUAUGGGAUGCGAUCUGGAAAGCCGGACAGCCCCACGGCAUCAUUGCCGCCGGACGCACCGCGUUCAACUCCCUGCGACUGGAAAAGGGGUUCCGGCUUUGGGGUACCGACAUGACCACCGAGCACGACCCAUAUGAGUCUGGUCUUGACUUCGCGCUCAAGCUAGAUAAGUCCUUCGUGGGAAAGACUGCGCUCUUUGGACGUUCCAAGAAGACAGUUACUCGGAAACUGCGCUGUCUCACCGUCGAUGAUGGAAAGUCCGUUGUGCUAGGCAAGGAGCCGGUGUUUGUUGAUGGCCAGGCCAAGGGGUACGUCACCAGUGCAGCAUUCGGGUUCACAAUUGGAAAACCCAUUGCUUAUGCCUGGCUUCCUGCCACCGUCAACGAGGGAGAUGCUGUUGAGAUUGAGUACUUCGGUCAGCGAGUCAAGGCUACUGUUACUCCAGAGCCGCUCUAUGAUCCCAAGAUGACUCGCCUCCGUGGGUAGUUCAUACGCGAUCCUCUUUCAUGAAGACAAGGCUUUAAUGGUUUGAUAUUGAAAUGGAUUGGAUUUUGGGUACGGCAUUUUGGGAGUUACUUCUCAACGCAUACUGGUCUCUAUAGCAUUGCAUGUUGAUUAUGAUGUUUCAUAACGGAUGGAGGAGUCUUGCUUUCAGGUUUUUAAUUGCGCUGGUAUAAACUAUGAUAAUGACAGUAUAUUAUUAUACUUCAAACGAUUAUUUUUUGAGCUUCAUGUGCAAUCACCUAAUGACAUGUACUAUUACCCGCCAAAUGAUCAAGCCUUUAGCAUGG
Xylaria bambusicola is the source of this 3010-nucleotide messenger RNA. Its product is annotated as Dimethylglycine oxidase. Lineage: Eukaryota; Fungi; Ascomycota; Sordariomycetes; Xylariales; Xylariaceae. The record is from RefSeq and is a predicted model, not a curated record. Bases 147 to 2705 code for a protein of 852 amino acids. Gene Ontology annotation, cellular component: mitochondrion. The transcript has a single exon. Gene Ontology annotation, molecular function: oxidoreductase activity; protein binding.